CUCUCUCUCUCUCUCUCUCUCUCUCUCUCUCUCGCGUGUCGCCGCGCCUCCGCCGGUGAGUCCUCGAGCUGUGCUUCCUGCAGCCGUGCAGCGUGUCGUCGUCGUCCGCCAUCACUGCACCCAACGCCUGGUGUGCUCCAGUGCUCGCGUCUUGCCUCUCUUCCUACAGCUGUGCUUCCUGGUGAGUGCUCGCGUCUCGCUGCACCGCGCCUCCGUCCCUCCCUCGCCUCUCUUCCGUGGUUGUUGCUGCCUGAACUGCUGCUUGUCGUCCACCUUCUGCCUCUGCAACAACAAUGAUCUAUCAGUUGAACCAGAGACUCAGUGACUUAGUAGUUUGAUCGGUUCAGUCAGUGGGUCAGUUCUGACAACUAUGUUCGAAACCACCACCAUAAACCUCUCGCACUGCAGAUCUCACAGGAAGAAAGCUGUGACUCGACGGUUCUAUCUGUUCCGAAAGGAAGAAAGCUCAGAAGUUGAGAUAACUGGGAGCGGAAAUCCUGUUUAGGAAAUUCAACUGAAUUUCGCUGUUGUCAGUGAAUAUGGCUGUGAAUGAAUUAGACACAGAACAAGACCUUGCACCAUCAAAGAAGAAGCCACUUUCUGAGGAUGAGAAGAGGAAGAAGAAAAUUGUGCCUGGGAGUUUGAUGAAAGCAGUUGUGAGGUCUGGUGGUGGUGAUUCUGGACCUUCAGAUGGUGAUCAGGUUGUUUAUCAUUCCACAGUUCGAACAUUAGACGGAGUGCUUGUGGAAUCUACUAGGUCUGAUUAUGGAGGCAACGGCACACCAAUAAGACAUGUUUUAGGCAAAAGCAAGAUAUUAUUGGGCUUGCUGGAAGGAAUCCCAACAAUGUUGAAGGGUGAAGUGGCAAUGUUCAAGAUGAAGCCUCAGAUGCACUAUGGUGAGGAUGAUUGUCCUAUUUCUGCUCCUGAUAGUUUUCCAAAGGAGGAUGAACUUCACUUUGAAAUUGAGCUGAUAGAAUUUUUCAAAGCCAAGGUUGUUACUGAUGAUUUGGGAGUUGUGAAAAAGGUUAUUAAUGAAGGUCAGGGUUGGGAAUCUCCAAGAGAACCUUACGAAGUGAAGGCUUGGAUUUCAGCAAAGACAGCUACAGGGAAAUUGAUUAUGUCACAUACAAAAGGAGAACCAUACUUCUUUACAUUUGGAAAAUCAGAGGUACCUAAAGGUCUUGAAAUGGGAAUAGGAACAAUGACUCGGGAAGAGAAGGCUGUUAUAUAUGUUACAAGUCAGUAUUUAACUCAGUCUCCACUGAUGCCUGUAAUAGAAGAUUACGAUGAAGUGCAGUUUGAGGUGGAGCUCGUCCACUUUAUUCAAGUGAGGGACAUGCUUGGAGAUGGGCGCCUAAUAAAGCGCCGCAUUCGUGAUGGCAAAGGUGACUUCCCAAUGGAUUGCCCUCUUCAUGACAGCCUACUUCGUGUACAUUACAAGGGCACGAUUGUCAAUGAAGAAAAUAGAGUAUUCUACGAUACAAGAGUUGAUAAUGAUGGUGAGCCUUUGGAGUUCUGCUCUGGAGAAGGUCUGGUGCCAGAAGGAUUUGAAAUGAGUGUUCGCUUGAUGCUUCCUGGAGAGAUAGCUCUUGUCUCAUGCCCCCCUGACUAUGCAUAUGAUAAGUUUCCAAGGCCAGCAAAUGUCCCUGAUGGCGCUCAUAUUCAAUGGGAGAUUGAACUUCUUGGUUUUGAAAUGCCAAAGGACUGGACUGGAUUGGACUUUAAUAGUAUAAUGAAUGAGGCUGAGAAGAUCAGAAACACGGGUAACAGGCUAUUCAAAGAAGGAAAAUAUGAACUUGCAAAGGCAAAGUAUGAAAAGGUGCUACGAGAGUUUAAUCAUGUUAAUCCACAAGAUGAUGAAGAAGGAAAAAUAUUUGCAGAUACACGGAAUUUGUUACACCUUAAUGUUGCUGCGUGCUAUCUGAAAGUAGGAGAAUGCAGAAAGUCCAUUGAGACUUGCAACAAGGUUUUGGAAGCAAAGCCUGCACAUGUCAAGGGUUUAUAUCGUCGUGGAAUGGCCUACAUGGCUAAUGGAGAUUUUGAAGAAGCAAGGAAUGAUUUCAAAAUGGUACGGAUCUUCAUACUGUACUGGAUUUAGAAUCUAAGAUGUAGUCUCAUCCAUUUCUAAACUCAC
Arachis duranensis is the source of this 2135-nucleotide messenger RNA. RefSeq names its product peptidyl-prolyl cis-trans isomerase PASTICCINO1. Gene Ontology annotation, molecular function: protein binding; peptidyl-prolyl cis-trans isomerase activity. The coding region runs from base 540 to 2099 and encodes 519 amino acids. NCBI's taxonomy places the organism in Eukaryota, Viridiplantae, Streptophyta, Magnoliopsida, Fabales, Fabaceae. The transcript is spliced from 20 exons. The record is from RefSeq and is a predicted model, not a curated record.